Messenger RNA from Papilio polytes (common Mormon), 1524 nucleotides. RefSeq lists its product as uncharacterized. The transcript has 2 exons. Bases 83 to 973 code for a protein of 296 amino acids. NCBI's taxonomy places the organism in Eukaryota, Metazoa, Arthropoda, Insecta, Lepidoptera, Papilionidae. The record is from RefSeq and is a predicted model, not a curated record.
AGUACGCUCUACUGCCCAGUGUUGUUUAUUUACUGUUAAUUUAUUAUUAAAUAGUGCAGUUGGAAUGUGACUGGAUGAAAUCAUGAAUUCAUUUGGCGCAGUAUCUGCAAGUAUGCUGUUCGCAAGUGUGAUAUUUUUAACGAUAUCAUUUGUUACAAGCGGCGUUGUACAUAAAUGUAGGACUUGCAUCAAAGUGAAUACAGCUUGUUACAACAUAACACAUUUGUUGGAACUAGAUGCGCCGUUUAGAAACACUAUAGUGAUACACAAAAUGGGAAUACUGAGAUCCAGGAAUGUGUUAUACUUCAGUUUUGAACCCGCACUCGAAGAUUUGGAAUACAAUAAAAUAGGGUUUGUAAGUUUGGAUAAUCCAGAAGAAAAAGGUAUAAUUUCGGGUAACAAAAUAAUGAAUUUCGGUACAUUUGAUGUGGAUCAGAAUAAUGAAAUCAUUUACUUAGGCGGUAGCGAUGGGAUUUUCGUUUUAGAAACGAAAGAAAACAUCUUAGCGUUUUUCAGUUCGAGGGGUGAUUCAAUACAAAAUGUAUUCUACAAAGGUAAUGUGUAUUUCGUUAUAAAUGGACAGAGUAAGAUAACAAGAAAGAAAGGAGACAAUUUCGAAGCGUAUUUAGAAAGUGAUAAAAUUAAAAAUUUCGUUAUAACUAAAAAUGAUGUUAUUGUUUAUUUGAGUAUUCUUGGUUUGUUUGCUACUAAAAGGAACGAAACUGUUUCUCUGUCGAAUAAUCCGUUUUUUAGAGGAUUAACUAUUGACUUGGAUGAUGUUGUGUACACUUGGUGGGUUGAUGGUAUUUAUAAAGUGAAUAUAGCAAAGAAUUUAACGGAAUCUUAUGUACGUAGGGUUGCUUAUUUACCUAGUAUUGGUUCUAUGGUUUUUGACAAUGAUAAUAAUGUGCUGUUUACAUCGGACAGAGAUUUAUAUGCACUUACCGAAACUAAUGCAACAACUAUUUGUUAGUUUUUUUGAUUAGCAGAUUUUUGUUGAUUAACUAAAAUUCCUUUUAACGAUUCCAGGUAUGUUUGUAAAAGCUUGUCCUAGAAUUGACGACAAUAAUAUGCCGGGAUUCGAACCCUCGACCGCAAGUCAAGAUUAUUGGCGCUUAUUUAUAAUUGAUAACCAUAGUAAGAAACGUAACAAAUUUAACUUAAUACUGUCAACAUAGGAAUGUUAGUAAGAGCGCGCACACGUUUGAAUAAAUAAUCGCACAACCGUUAUGCGAUUGUCGAAUUGGCAGUCCAUAUAAAUAAAAUGAAGUAUUAUGCGCGCCUUCAUUUACAUGAAUCAUCUCAUAGGAAUCAAAGCGGGAUUAAACAGCUGUGGAUAGUUUAGUCAAAUGUGUGCGUGAGCUCUAAGUGAUGUAUGCGCUGCGCUUAGUUUUUCGGACUGCUUGUAAUGUUCCACGUAAGUUGUAAUCAGCGUUUGAACUAAAUCAAAUUUUGUUCUACAUCGCACUAUUAAGUUAUUUAGAUGUUAAUGAUUUUUUUUUUGUUGUCGCGGGGAAUGCAUUU